CUAGGCCUCAAGCGAGAGCUCAAAAACCGCAAGUUUUCACUACUUGCACUAUUGUUGUUGGAUGUUGUUGGAUUGGCCCGAUGAAAUAUUGCUGGAUGGGGCGCCCUGUUCGAGCUGACUUCUUAGUGUGUUGGGAAUUUCAGCUGGUUUGCUUUACAUUUGGUUGUUCGCUCAAUCUCCAGCUAACUAUUCACUGAGAAACUUUAUAUAUUAAUUUGGGCUUUAUUAAUAAUGGGUCAAAAACCGUCAAGUCAAGAAGGGAACAAGAAAGAUGAUAAGACAAAACGAAGAGAGUUCGACCCUCCAGUGCCCACUAGGAUGGGGAAGCAGAAGCGAUCCAAAGGCCCAGACAGCGCCAACAAGUUGCCUCAAGUCACACCACAUACUCGAUGCAAACUUCGGCUGUUAAAGAUGGAAAGAAUUAAAGACUUCUUACUGAUGGAAGAGGAAUUUAUCAAAAACCAGGAGCGCUUAAAAACAGAUGAAGAGCGUCAUGAGGAAGAAAGAUCAAAAGUUGAUGAUCUGCGCGGCACACCAAUGUCGGUGGGAACUUUAGAAGAGAUAAUUGAUGACAAUCAUGUUGUCGUAUCAACUUCCGUCGGUAGUGAACAUUAUGUCAGUAUACUUUCUUUUGUCGACAAGGGUAUGCUGGAGCCCGGAUGUUCUGUAUUAUUAAACCACAAAGUUCAUGCAGUUGUUGGCGUAUUAACAGAUGAAACCGAUCCUAUGGUGACAGUUAUGAAGCUGGAGAAGGCACCUCAAGAAACGUACGCAGACAUUGGUGGUCUCGAUGUACAGAUACAGGAAAUCAAAGAGUCAGUUGAACUACCUCUGACACAUCCAGAACUUUAUGAAGAAAUGGGUAUCAAGCCUCCUAAAGGAGUGAUUCUAUAUGGGGCACCAGGGACAGGUAAAACGUUACUGGCCAAGGCUGUUGCAAACCAAACCUCAGCUACUUUUCUACGUGUUGUCGGUUCAGAAUUAAUCCAAAAAUAUUUGGGUGAUGGCCCGAAACUGGUCCGUGAGCUGUUUCGAUUAGCAGAGGAGAAUGCACCUAGUAUCGUCUUUAUUGACGAAAUAGAUGCGGUGGGAACUAAAAGAUAUGAAUCCAAUUCAGGUGGGGAACGAGAAAUUCAAAGAACUAUGUUGGAGUUACUUAACCAACUAGAUGGUUUCGAUUCCCGAGGGGAUGUCAAGGUUAUUAUGGCUACUAACAGGAUUGAAACAUUAGACCCUGCAUUAAUCAGACCUGGUCGAAUUGAUCGUAAGAUCGAAUUUCCUCUACCUGAUGAAAAGACAAAGCGUCGUAUUUUCGGUAUUCAUACAAGCCGAAUGACAUUAGCAGAAGAUGUGAAUCUAGAAGAAUAUGUUGCUUCUAAAGAUGAACUCUCAGGUGCAGAUAUCAAGGCUAUUUGCACUGAAGCCGGAUUAUUGGCUCUAAGAGAAAGGCGAAUGAAGGUCACUGAUGAGGACUUCAAAAAGGCGAAGGAAAAUGUACUUUACAGGAAAAGUGAAGGAACACCUGAAGGUCUAUAUCUCUAACUUGAGUGAUUGCUUUAUGUAAAAAUGUAAAACUAAAUAAACAAGUUUUAUUAGA
Heterobilharzia americana is the source of this 1597-nucleotide messenger RNA. The record is from the annotation of a GenBank genome assembly. NCBI's taxonomy places the organism in Eukaryota, Metazoa, Platyhelminthes, Trematoda, Strigeidida, Schistosomatidae.